Messenger RNA from Musca domestica (house fly), 1394 nucleotides. RefSeq names its product lipase 3. The record is from RefSeq and is a predicted model, not a curated record. NCBI's taxonomy places the organism in Eukaryota, Metazoa, Arthropoda, Insecta, Diptera, Muscidae. Gene Ontology annotation, molecular function: hydrolase activity, acting on ester bonds. Bases 46 to 1293 code for a protein of 415 amino acids. The transcript has 3 exons. Gene Ontology annotation, biological process: lipid metabolic process.
AAACCGAUAAUUGACCGCACUUAGUCAAUAUUGAAAUCUUGCAAAAUGAGGACGUGUGUCUGGUUAGCUUUGCUGAUAUCGCUAACAGCUGUUGGCUGUCAGCCAACGCCGGAUAUUUUGAGAUAUUUUCAAAAUCCCGAACCUCAGCUAACAUUGAGACCGAAAAUCACAACGGCCGAUCGCAUAGCUUCCCAUGGCUAUCCGGCAGAAACCCAUAAAGUUGUCACCGAGGAUGGUUAUAUUAUUACCCUCUUCCGCAUACCCUAUUCCCAUAAAUUGCAAAAUCAAAAUGCCUAUCGUCCGAUAGUUUUGAUACAACACGGUUUGUUUAGCAGUUCCGAUGGUUGGAUGUUGAAUGGCCCAAAUGAUGGCAUUGGUUUCAAUUUAGCCGAUGCUGGCUACGAUGUCUGGUUUGGCAAUGCGCGUGGCAAUACCUAUAGUCGCAAUCACACAUCGAUGUCCACAAAUCACCCGUACUUCUGGCGCUUUAGUUGGCAUGAAAUUGGCCAUUAUGAUAUUGCGGCCAUGAUUGAUUACGCCCUGGCCAUAAAUGGUCAGGGACAAAAGGCCAUACAUUAUGUGGGCCACUCGCAGGGAACCACUGUGUUCUUUGCUCUGAUGUCAUCGCGUCCUGAGUAUAAUGCGAAAAUUAAAACAGCCCACAUGUUGGCCCCGGUGGCCUUUAUGAAUAAUAUGUCCGAUAAAUUGGUUAGGACAUUGGCACCCUAUCUGGGGCACCACAAUGGCUAUGCGGCAUUUUUUAAUGAUCAAGAGUUUAUACCCUACAAUGAGCUGUUUACCAAAUUGGGUUACAAUGCGUGUGCCCCGAACUCUAAGACCCAUCAACUAUGCAAUAGUAUUGCCUAUAUGCUGGAGGGUCCGGAAUCCAAUACAAAUAGGACCGGUCUAGUCAUUUUGGCAGAGACCCAUCCUGCCGGUUGUUCUACCAAUCAAAUAUGCCAUUACAUGCAAGAACAGCAGUCGGGUCGUUUCUGUCUGUAUGAUUAUGGGCGAACAAAGAAUCUCCAACUGUAUGGUCAACCUACGCCACCCGAUUAUCCAGUGGAACAGAUUACCUCGAAAGUUCAUCUGUGGUACAGUGACAAUGAUGACAUGGCAGCUGUGAUAGAUGUUGAACGUUUGGCAGACAAAUUACCCAAUCGUGUCAUGCAUCACAUGGAAGAUCCCACAUGGGCUCAUGGCGAUUUUGCCUCACAUAUAGAAGUCAAGAAGUAUAUCAAUGAACCGAUUAUAGAAAUAAUGAAUGACUACGAACAAGAAAUGAAAAUGUGAAGAUAAUGAAAGGAAAAUAAAAGAUUUAAAAAAACGUGGAUUUUUUUAAAAUUAUUUUUUGGUUGCCAAUAUAAAUUUGGAUUUUUUUUAAAUUAUUUAUU